Tarenaya hassleriana is the source of this 2827-nucleotide messenger RNA. RefSeq lists its product as uncharacterized. Gene Ontology annotation, molecular function: protein binding. The coding region runs from base 133 to 2694 and encodes 853 amino acids. The transcript is spliced from 6 exons. The record is from RefSeq and is a predicted model, not a curated record. Lineage: Eukaryota; Viridiplantae; Streptophyta; Magnoliopsida; Brassicales; Cleomaceae.
AUAUUAAUUCACGUUUUCUCCAUGUCUCUCUGAUCUGCAAUUACACAACAGCAACUACUCCGAAACGAAAUUACAGAAAAAAAAAAAAAGAUCGAGAAGGAGGGGAAAUUAAGUUUUGGAAGCAGGGUUUUCAUGGAUUCGGACAAGUUCGAAGAGGAUAACUGGAAGAACAUUCGUUUACAGGUGUUUGAUCUGCAGAAGCUGGAGGAAGCACGCGGCUCAAGCGACACCGUUUUCCAGCCCAAAAGCAGCAUCGAGAAAUGCGACAGCGGCGAAACCGCAGACGCGGACGCGGCCUCCGUCUCUUCCGCGACUGCGUUUCAGGCGACGACAACAGCAAUCCCGGCACCGGAGCAGAGGCUAACUCUGUUCGCUCUCCGGCUCGCCAUCCUCGAGAAGGCCGCGACGGGGCUCGGAACCCUAGGGUUCAUCUGGGCGACGGUGGUCCUGCUCGGCGGAUUCGCCAUCACCCUCGACAAGACCGAUUUCUGGUUCAUCACCAUCAUCCUCCUCAUCGAAGGAACCAGAAUCUUCAGCCGUAGCCACGAGCUCGAGUGGCAGGGCCAGGCCACCUGGACCAUCUCCGGCGCCGGAAUCAACAGCUUUCGCGCCCUCCGGUCUGGCUCUAUUUCGCUUCUAAGGAGCAUGAAACGAUUCAGCGAAGGGAUCCUGGAGAAGAUUCUGAAAAGGCGAUCGAGAGAAGCGGCGAGAGAUCGAGUGGUCCGACAAGGGAACUUCGAUCGUCGAACGACUCGGAUUCGGACAUGGAAGAGCUCAGACGUACCUCUUUUGCCGUACGCGAGAUGGUUCUUCCUCUCCAGCAACGUGAGUCGGCUUCUGUACUGGCUUCAGAUCCUGUCCGCUACGGCCUGUGUAGCUUUAUCCUCUUACAAGCUCGUCAGACACAACUAUGGCGACGUUCAGAAAGGGGACACGGACAAGAUGAACAGACAGUCCGCUCUCAACAUAUUCUACGCUCUCGCACUGGCCGAGGCGUUGCUAUUUCUGAACGAGAAAGCGUAUUGGGAAUGGCAGGUCAGUGUCUGCAACCUGCUUGAGGAAGUGAACAAAGAAUGCGAGUUGGGGGUUACAGGGAUGGUAUCGAUCAAAAGGUUCUUUUAUGAUGCAUAUUCUAAGUGUGUCAAUGGAAGCAUUUUCGAUGGAUUGAAGAUGGACAUGGUGAGCUUUGCGAUGGAGCUAUUGGGCUCGAGCUCCCAGGACGAACAGCUCAUCGGAGUGAGGAUUCUCAGACAGUCUGCGAUGAACCAGCAGUAUUCUGACGAUACACUUCAGAAGAUCGGGAUCAACUUAUCAGUCAUCGAAAGCAGGUUGGUAGAGAUGCUGAACUGGAAAGACCCGCAAGAAGAAGAGAUUAGGAGAUCGGCUGCUGAGAUACUUUCGAAACUCGCCGGAAAAAAGCAGAACUCUCUGAGAGUGGCUGGGAUCUCUGGUGCUAUGGAAUCUAUUUCUUCGCUGUUACAGAACACUAGAUCUUCAGGCGAUGGGCCUGACGUGAUUGGGGAGAAGAAGAUCUUCCACGACCAUCCUUUACACUACGAUUUCUGGAGAUUCAACGAUUUAGGCCUCUUGAUUCUGAAGAAACUAGCCAGAGACCAUGACAACUGUGGGAAAAUCGGAAACACGAGAGGGCUUCUCCCAAAGAUCAUCGAUUUCACUCAUGCGGACGAAACACUCUUGAGGGACGAGAAUGCUGACGACGAUUGCCGGUUGCAGGUUCUGACCUUGAAAAGAUCGCUUCAACUGGUGAAGAUGCUGGCCAGCACGACUGGAAACACGGGGAAAUGUCUCCGGAGAGAGAUAUCCGAGAUCGUCUUCACGAUCAGCAACAUGAGAGAUAUACUGCGUUACGGGAAGAGAUACCCAAAACUUCAGAAGCUCGCGAUAGAGAUCCUGAGCUUCCUUGCGUUGGAGAAGGAUGCAAGGGAGAAAAUUGGAGGGACGGGUGGGAUUUUGAAAGAGCUAUUCAACAUAUUUCUAAAAGGGGAAAUGCCUCGAGGUGAGAAGGAGGGGGGCCGGGUUAGGAUCGUGGCGGGAGAAGCCAUUGCAAUGCUGGUGUUGGAGAGCAGAAGCAACUGCAUUCGCGCUCUGAAGCUUGGUGUUUCUGCAAGAAUGGUGGAGGCACUUGAAGUUCCUCUGGUCCGUGUGAAUGCGGCCAGAGUGUUGAGGAACUUAUGCUUAUAUUCAGGAGAUGAAUGCUUUCACGAUCUUGAGUUCAUGAAAGCAGCAGCACCAAUGGUUUUGAAGUGGACGACAUCUGAAGAGAGCAAAUUACAGGAAGUGAUGGUAGGAUUAGCAGCACAAGUGUUCAGAUUCAUGGCCUCGGAAGAAUCGAAAGCUGUUUUCGCGGAUUCGGGAAUCGAAAGGGAGCAACUGGCGAGAACCAUGGUUUCGAUCCUGAAGAAGAACGACAAGCCGGCUAUCAAAGUUCCGAGGAUAAGGAGGUUUGCGAUAGAGUUGGCGAUAUGGAUGAUGGAAGAUGAUUCAGACAGCGUCGGCGUUUUCAAAGAACUGAGACUGGAGGAGGAGCUGGAGAAGGUUCUGGAAACUACGGCUGAGGUGGAGAACUUUGACGUUUUCUCAGGCACUGUCGGAAUGAGCCGCCAUAGCAGAACCGUGUUUUCUCUUGCAGAAUCCGCCAUGAAGAUCCUCCAAGAUGAUCAUCCCCCACAAUAACAAACGCCGUCUUUCAAUUCCAAUUACGAUUCAAAUCAUUCUUUUCUGUUUUGUGGGUGCGAGAAGAACAAUAAUAUAAUUACUCUGUAAAGUAAGAUAAUCUAUGCUUAUGCAUUCUUUGAUUUAUUGUCCA